AUGCUUGCCGCCCACGAACUCGGAAUGGCAACUUCAGGCGAAUAUGUAUUCAUCAACAUCGACGUAUCGACGGGCUCACAUGCAGAAAAACCGUGGGUACGUGCAAACGAGACGAAUCAAGAGGAGAACGAAAAAGCAAAAGAAGCAUAUAGAGCUCUAAAAACUAUAUCACUGCGAAGGAGUGACUUGGAGGAGUACAAGAAUUUUGAGAAACGAGUGAAAAUAAGAGCCGAAGAGAAAUAUGACUACUCAAGGAUAACUGGCAAAGAAUAUGAGAUGAACAACUUUAUUAGUGCUUUCUACGAUGCCGUUCUAUUGUAUGCGAUAGCACUGAAUGAGACCAUAACUGCUGGUAUGGAUCCUCGAAAUGGUCACAAUAUCACCAGUAAGAUGUGGGGUCGCACAUUUGAUGGCAUCACGGGUAACGUGUCGAUUGAUGCCAACGGUGAUCGCUAUUCCGACUAUUCUUUAUUAGAUCUCGAUCCAGCUGUAGAUAAAUUCGUGGAAGUUGCCUAUUAUUCGGGUGCAUCGAAUGAAUUGAAGAAAGGUUAUCCUCUUCAUGUUUAUCUUCUAGCAGCGUCCGCAGGACUUAUUUUAUUGCUCACUUUGCUGUUUGUAUUCUUUUGGCGACGUUAUAAGCUAGAACAAGAACUAGCCGCUAUGUCGUGGAAAAUUCGAUGGGAAGAGUUAGACGGCGAGGAGUCACAGAAAAAAGAGAAGAAGAAAGCCAAGAAGAAACGUUCGGGUACCUACUACCCUGAAUCCGACCCACUUCUUCGUUCGAAUUCUCGCGGCAGUGUCAGUAGUGACAAGUACGAUGAGGAUAUGCUAGCCCCAACGGCUAUGCGAAUGCGUUUGGUACGUUUUGCUAUGUAUUGGUCUACUUGUGUUUGUAACUGA
Messenger RNA from Haemonchus placei, 900 nucleotides. The record is from the annotation of a GenBank genome assembly. Lineage: Eukaryota; Metazoa; Nematoda; Chromadorea; Rhabditida; Trichostrongylidae.